GUGCAGGAACUUGCUUAUCCGUUUAAAUUUGAGCAGUACAACUCAUAGGAGGAUCAAGGUGCUUGUGGGGAUAAGACUCAGACUGAUCAACCCAACGUUGGUUGAGAUGGAAUAAAAUUUGUUUACUCUUACAUUAGUCUUGGUGAGAAAUUUUGAUGUGUUUUUGGGGUUGACUGUGGGUUUUUUUUCCCUUGUAUCAGUGAGUUAGGAGUGGAGCUAAUGGAUGUGUUCUGCAUGUUCAGUCAUGAGAUUUUUCAUCUGUUUACCUUGCUGUUCUAGAUCAGUGUUUCUUUUCUUGGAUUAAACUCUAAUCAUCUCUGCUUUUUUUUUGGCAGAAUAACAAUUUAUGGCAUUUUGUUUAUCUCAGUUGGGCAAGUCUGCUUCUUUCAUGCUUUGCAAGCAGUUUAUUGUGCAUCUAAAGCUUUUUAUUUUCUCACCUCUGUGGAUGGGUUAGCAUUACACAAAAGCUAGUGAGACUGAGGUGUUGAUCUGCAGCAUGCUAUGUUCAGAGCGGCCAGAAACAUCUAUGAGAGCAUUCUCCACUGGGAGAACAUCGAGAAGGAGCAACCACCCUGAAAAGCAUGCUCAUGUGCCAGGCUGGGUCAAGCCUGGUCCAAGUAUGAAUGCCCUGUGGUGGACAGGGACCCAGCCUUAUCCACUGGAGCCUUCUUAUGGGCCUACCGCACCCAGGUCUAUUGCCUAAUGCCAAAGCCACCUCAUGGAUUCACAUUGGAUUAAGCUCCUGUUGUGUAGAUGUGUGUUGAAAGCAGGACUCGUGAGCCUUAUUCCUGCUUGGGACUGAUAGCAGAGGUUAUCCAGGUAGGCAGAAACACUCCUGUGUGCAGGCUGUACUCCAUCAGUGUGCAGGCAUGCAGCAAUUCAGGAUAGCAAAGGAGGGGAAAAGCCUUGUGGAAUGCAGUCCAUGAGCAGGAGAAGGUAUAAUUAAAAUGUGCAGAACUGGCUUGUGUUUUUUCCCUUAACAUGUGAAGUGGUUAGGUUGAAUCCAGCAGAUCCCUCGGGAGUGGAGCAUAGAGGGAGAAUUUGAGCGGGCUAGAGUUACUGGAGUUUGUCAGGAGAUUUUUGGCUGUAAAAUACAAAAAAAAUAUGAAAUGGUUUUGUUGUUUGGAGCUCAUAGUUGCAGAAGCUGUUGCUGGUGUGAAGUGUGUAGCUCUACUUCAGUCAGAGUCAGGAUGUUGCUGUGUCUGUGCCUUAUUGAACCAGGCACUGCUUCUGGUUCUAGUAUGUUUGGCUCUGCCUCUGGAGAUCCAACUAGUCCUACUAGUUCCCAGCUGCCUGUGCCCAAGGAAGCUGAACAGCAUUUGGACCUGUGGAGUGACAUUUAGUGUGAGAAAUGAGUGUGACAGAUAUGUCUUAGAAACCUGCAAACACUUCAUGUAAAAAGUAUGAUAGUUCCCAUUAUGCAUACCUACUUCUUUGAAAAGAUGGAGAUGGGCAUUUAUAGCAGUGUAGUGGCAGGAGUAAUGAAGGGUUCUCCUGUUACAGGAGACCACAGCUUACUUGCCCUUUCUGCCUGUCUUCUCUAUGCCUGUGCUUCAUCAGCUUUGUUUCUGCUCCACACAACUGCACGGAGCUUCAGCCAGUGUCACAUGCCUGGUGCAGGGCUGGUGGCUUUCGCUGCUUCAGAAGGUUGUGUACAGGGAAGGCUGGCUGAGGAGCCGUCAAGCAUGCCCCAUAGACUCCCCAGAGCCUGUCAGCAAAGGCUUCUCGCUGCAGUCACCAGUGGAGAACAUCAUCCAUUAUCUCUGUGCCUUAUCACUUUAUAACAUCGGCAGUAGCUGUUCUCAUGGUUCCUCUUCUGGAUGCAGUGCACAGAGGACCAGCGAAGGAACACAAGCAAAACAGGGGAUGGUCCUCAGACCCUGAGCCCUGGAGUAGCAUCCUGAAUGCUGACUGUCCUCCUGGAAGUAACACAAGAUUGCAUUUCUAUGGGAAAGAAAGAUCACGUCUUCCACAAUACGUCAUUCUUCAUUUUACUCACCUCUGUUUUGCUGUAUUUCAUUGAUCUGCUCUGACAGAUACCACAUCUGUCUUGAAAACUGUACCUUUGCAUGCACAAUGAUGCCCAUGGGUAAUAGGAAACCAGGGUUUCAAAAGAAAACCUGAUUCCAUUGCUAGAUAAUAGCAGUUUCCUAAAUAAAUGUGUGGUUGCCCCAGGGGCUGCAGUUGUUGCCAGAUGCACUUUUUCUUGAUUGGUGAGAGCAGCAGAUGACGCUUCGUGGCAUAUAAGCGUGAGAGAAAACACGGGAGCCCAGAUAAGCCGAGUGAGCUGCCUGGACUGAGGAACUGAGAAGGUGCUUCAAGCAGCUGUGUGCCAUGGCAUUUGGAAUGCUCAUCUAUAUUUUGCUGAAAGUAAGCAUCUAUUUGCAUUACACAGCAAUGGGGGCACUGAGUGAAGAGUCAGCUCUUACUGUUUCAUCCCUUAGCACGGACUUAUGGAAUAACUGGACAAAAAACAAUGCUGAAGCAGACUACACUGAGCAACCAAAGCUCAUGAAGCUUAUGCAGACUUGUCUUGAAGAACACCACAGCUAUUGUAUAAAUGGGCUCUGUGCUUUCCACAGCGAGUUGAGGAAACCCAUAUGCAAGUGCCUCGCAGGUUAUAAUGGUGAGAGGUGCGAACAUUUAACACUAAAUUCGUAUGCACACAAUUCUUACGAACGCUAUAUUGCUGUGGGAAUUGGUGUGGGAAUACUGACGAGUGGGAUACUUGCUAUCAUCUACUGCUACGUAAGAAAGAGAUGCAGAAAAUUGAAAUCCCCUUACAGUGUCUGCAUGGGCGAGACAGCGUUGUGAAGACAUAGCAUUGGGACAAUUCCCAAUUUGCCUGUAAAGGAGAGGAAGUCCUGCUGGGAAGGCCGCCAUGUGCCAUCUGGCAGAUACCACAGCCUUGCUGAUGGGAGGGCAUGAAGGGAAUGACAGGACAAGUACAUGAAAGGAACUCCUACAGGACUGAUGGGCGCCGUUCACAUGUGAAGAAAGACUUCCUCCUUCGUAGAGGUUGCUAGAUGACCAGGUCCAAAAAGCUAAGGAUACUCGCAGCCCUCAACGAUCUUCUGUGGGUGGUAUUUACUGAGGCGAGGACUUCCUGGUUUUAGCUGUUUUCAGUCAUUUCAAGCUCUGGUACAGUGUUCUGCUCUUGCCUUUUCUGUUUGUUUGGUUUCUUGUUUGUUGGUUUUUUUUUUUUUAGUCCCCUUCUUUUCUCCUCCUGUGGAGGAAAAGCACAAUCCUUCUCACAGUGGAGAUGGAUUCUGAACCUCAUAUGCUGACAAGACACCGUUUGGGUUCUGAUUUCAGUGUCUGCUGCCUAUGUGUGUGGAUAAACAGGCCCUUUUCCAGCACAGCAGAUACCUUUAGUGGGCUGAACAAAAUUUAGGCUUCUGUUGCCAUCAAGGACAGAACCAUAAAAUGCUUCGGACUGAGCAAAAUGGAUGGUUCUCAAAAGCUCACUUCAAUUUAGGAAUAAAGAUUAAGCACUUUUGAGAAAAUCAUGUCAUGACACCUCUGGGCAUGGCAAGUUCUUACUGUUUUCACAAGCAGAGGAUUUGGGCAUCCUUGUCAAAAUGGAUUAUUGAGGGUGCUCAUAGCAAAGAACUUUACUGUUUCCUAACAUCAUGUAGCAGUUCAUCACAUCUUCAGGCAGAACAUAACUUUGCUGCACGCUGAUUUCAGCACAAGACUUCAGCUGGUAGAGAAGCUUUAAUGUUGUUGUUUAAUUUCAGUAUGGCUUUGCCCAGGAAACAGAUUCUCUUCCUUCUGUUCUCACACUAUGGGCACAAUGUGACCACUCAAAUAAGAAACAAAUGGGGAUUUUCUUCAACCCUGGACAAAGAGAUUACCCAUAAGAUGCUUAAUUUUCCGAGUCUUGUCUACGAAGAAUUGCAAAGCUAACGAGAUUUUUUUUUUGAGGACAAAGGAAGAAAAUUGGUUCUGAGACUGGGACUGUUUGUGUCUUCUCACUGACAGUUGGAGUUUUUGCCAAGUGCUGAUGAAACUGGGAGAUGGGUCUAAGAGAUGUUCAUUUCAGCUGUUGCAUAUUGUAGAUGCACCUGCUGUGCUUAGUCAUCUGUUAGAAAAAGACAGGUACUUUGUGAUUGUAUGGGAUGAUACAGGCUCCUAAAUUGAGAUGCCCUGCUGGAAUGCUCAAUCUCUUUGUAACGUGAGUUAAUUUUCACAACAGGAUGCAUGUCACGUGUUAAAAAAACCCUGUGUAUUUGUGAGACUACAAUGAUAAUGCUGAAAUGUGUAUGAAAGGCUGGGGUUUGAAAGGCACUUGAGUGGCCUGAAGUUCAGUGGGCUGCUUAUGAGGGGGAUCUGGUCAGUAGCUGAGUCAUCUUGGUUCUCCAUUUGAUACCAAUAAAUAAAACAACACAUCA
Messenger RNA from Pezoporus occidentalis (night parrot), 4394 nucleotides. It is a transcript of the gene EPGN, whose product is annotated as epithelial mitogen. The transcript is spliced from 5 exons. Lineage: Eukaryota; Metazoa; Chordata; Aves; Psittaciformes; Psittacidae. The coding region runs from base 2335 to 2814 and encodes 159 amino acids. Gene Ontology annotation, biological process: positive regulation of mitotic nuclear division; positive regulation of cell population proliferation; epidermal growth factor receptor signaling pathway. The record is from RefSeq and is a predicted model, not a curated record. Gene Ontology annotation, molecular function: epidermal growth factor receptor binding; growth factor activity.